CUGCGCCUGGAUCGAACGCACCGACUGUUGUUCACUCGGGGUCAUUUUCCCGCGUUUAACACCACAGCUACAUGUGCGCAUGGCGAUGAAUGGUGGAAACAACAUUGAAAUCAUGUCGAAUGGCGACGUUCCUGUGAAAAAGCAGCGAUUUAACACCCGUGUGCCUGUAAACGUAGUUUUAGGAACACAGUGGGGAGAUGAAGGAAAGGGCAAAAUCGUCGACAUGUUGGCGACCGACGCCGAUAUCUGCUGUCGAUGUCAGGGAGGAAACAAUGCCGGACACACCGUGGUGGUAGGGGACAAAGCGUAUGACUUCCACCUCCUGCCCAGUGGUAUUGUCAACAGCAAGUGUGUGGGUGUUAUAGGAAAUGGAGUUGUGAUUCAUUUGCCAAAUUUGUUUGAUGAGAUCAGUAAGAAUGAGAAGAAAGGUUUGACGGACCUUAAAGAGCGCCUGAUAAUCUCCACAAGAGCACAUCUAGUGUUUGAUUUGCACCAGCAAGUUGAUGGUAUGCAAGAACAGAACAGAGGAAAGAACUUAAUUGGCACUACGAAAAAGGGUAUUGGCCCAGCAUAUUCAUCUAAGGCAACGAGGAAUGGUUUACGAAUAGCUGAUCUUCUUGGUGACUAUUCCUAUUUUUCAGAGCACUUUCAGAGGCUGGUAGACUUCUAUGUCCGGCAAUACCCAGAACUUAAAGAUGUUGUCAACGUAGAAAAAGAAUUGGAGCGCUAUAAAGUGCUGAGGCAAGAGGUUCGCCCGAUGGUACGUGACACUAUCCCGUAUCUUCACAAGGCCAUUACUGACUGCAAGACCAUCCUUAUAGAAGGGGCUCAGUCAAGCAUCCUGGACAUUGACUUUGGUCUAUACCCAUAUGUGACGUCAUCAAACUGCAGCGUUGGAGGUAUAUGUACAGGACUCGGAAUCCCACCUCACGUUCUAGGUGAUAUCUAUGGUGUUGUUAAGGCGUACCUCACAAGGGUUGGCAGCGGGGGAUUCCCAACAGAACUCACAGAUGAAAAAGGUCAAAAUAAAGUUCUGGUCGAACGGGGUCAUGAGUACGGAGUUACCACUGGUCGCAGGCGACGGGUAGGCUGGCUGGAUAUGGUCAUGUUGAGGUACUCCAACAUGAUCAAUGGUUUUACUGCUGUUGCUGUAACCAAGCUGGAUAUACUGGAUACAUUCAAGGAGGUGAAGAUUGGCGUCAAGUACGUCCUUGAUGGUCAGGAGAUUGACAGCUUCCCAGCUCUGGACGCGGACCUGAAGCGAGUUGAGGUGGAAUACGAGACGAUGCCCGGCUGGGAGGAGGAUACCUCUACAGCAAGGAAAUUUUCAGAACUACCAAAAAAUGCACAAAAUUAUAUCAGGAAAGUGGAGAAGUUGAUGGAAAUACCAGUGAAAUGGAUUGGAGUUGGACAAUCCCGAGACUCUAUUAUAGAAGUGAGCAGCUGCUGACCUUGUCCCCUCAUUAGAUGUCUGGGUGAUGUCUCCUGAUCAGGGGAUCAUUAGAUGUCUGGGUGAUGACUCGCGAUCAGGGGAUCAUUGGACGUCUUGGUGAUGUCUCCUGAUCAGGGGAUCAUUGGACGUCUGGGUGAUGUCUCCUGAUCAGGGAAUCAUUGGACGUCUGGGUGAUGUCUCCUGAUCAGGGAAUCAUUGGACGUCUGGGUGAUGUCUCCUGAUCAGGGACUCAUUGGACGUCUGGGUGAUGUCUCCUGAUCAGGGAAUCAUUGGACGUCUGGUGAUGUCUCCUGAUCAGGGAAUCAUUAGACGUCUUGGUGAGAACAUGUGUAAAAGGAAUACAGGGAAUUUUUUAGAGGUGUUGGUCAUCAUCGUAUAUUUUUUAGUAUGGUGUACUUGAUAUUUUUAGUCAAGAGAAUUGAAUUUCAAGGUAUCAACCAAUUGUUUCUCUUUCUUUUUGCGUAAUGUGUGAUAUUUAAGAAAAAGCAUAAACAAAUUUUUCUAUAAGUAUGCCAAAUCUUUGUUUAUUUACCAAAUUUUGACAUGAUCGACAAGAUUAUCAUACAGUUUCCUUAUUUUGUAGAGAUAUAUUUUUAAAACUGUGUAAACAAAAUCCUUGAGUCUCGAUGAUUUUUAACAGCAUCACCACAUUUUGAUGCAUGAUGAGCUUUCGCUGUUGAUCUUGGUUAUGUGAAAAAAUGGUUCGGAAGAAAGCUUUAUUCAAAAUUUGAGUAUAUUUGAAUGAUUUGUGGAACACCAGUUUUAACCCAUACUUCAAUGUAUCAUUGAUUUAAUUUUUACUUAGACUAUUUAGACUUUGCUCAUGGCAAGGGAUCUGAUAUAAGACAAAUAUUUAUACACUUGUACAGUAUCAUUUUAAGUUUCAAGAAUGCCUAUAAUUUGUUUUAACAGUCUUACCUUCGGUUCAGAUCUCGUCCUCCAUAACUUUUAUAGAGGAGGUAGUCAAAGCUGUGUUGUGCGUCGCGUCUGAGGAGUAGUACUAGACUAUUAAGGAUCCCCAUACCACUGCUAAAUCUAACUAUACAUUGGAAAGUGUUUUUUCCAGCAUGAGUAUAGCUUGAUAAAUCAUUCUUGGAGAGAGAAAAAAUGUACUGUGUAGGGGUUUUAUAUAAAAAAUCAACAAGUGUUCCAUGGGUAAAAAUUCAGCCAAACUAGACCACAAUUUGAACCCUAGACUCCAUUCUUGUAAAUUCCAUCGCUCUAACCGACUGAGCUAUCUAGUCGAUGGAAGUGUGUAGGCUUACUGUGCUGCACAUACAUAUCCAAAAUGAAAUUAAGGGGGAGAUCACUGUGUCUACAAAAAACUAGCACAGUGGGACAGGGAUCCUUAAAAUGAUUUUGGUUCAAAUACAGUUGAAAUAUUACUUUAUGAAGGUUAUACUUUUUUGGGGCAUUUAUUUUAAUAGACUUCUCAAGGAAAUGAAUUUCUUAUCGUCUGAAUGAAAAUAGAUAUGUGUUACAGUAGCAAAAAAAUAAUAUGCUUAAAAUGAAGAUCUGAAAAGUAGGAAUCGUGAUUAACUGUUUCUGUUAUAGUGAAUCUGAUUCAUCAUCAGGUACUACCAGAAGUAAUCCAUGCUUAUUCUUUAUGUAUUUGAGUUUUGAUAUUUUGUUUAUUCUUUGUGAGUUAAAUUUGUCCUCAUGUUUUCAUUGUCAAUACACCCAUUGUUGGAAAGUGUUUAUAUAUAUAUUUUUUUGAAAAUUCCCUUGCAAACUUUACAUCCGUGUUGGACUUGGUGUUAAACUUGGAAAUUUUUAAGUGAUCUGCUGAAAGUUUGUUCAAACCUAGCAAAUGCAUACUCCCUAAAUUAAUUGGAAAUAACUUGACAACCGUGUCAUUUAUUUUGUUAUCUGUUAUUAAAAUUGUUUUCCUGACAUUUAGGAGUUUAUAUAAUAGGCUAUGAUUGCUUGAUUACCUCCCUUUAUCUACUAGACGAUGGUAGCUUUAGUACUGAUGAUGCAAAAUGUUGGGGUUUACAACUAAAAUAGCCAUGUCAGAUAUGGAAUGAUGUGUCAAGCCCCAAUGUAUGUGUCGUCGAUUAUAAUCAUUUGUGUCAGUCUGGUGUAUCUAUCUGCAAUUUAUGUUCAGGUCUUUUGUUUGCAGUGCACAUAACUGUUUUAAAUACAGUUCAUGAUUGCAUGGAUACAUAUAUAUAUUAUUUUAAUUACUGCACCUUUUACAGGCAAGUCAGUGAGGGCUAUUUCAGAUAUUAAUGUAUUUAAAGGGUUGACAUGGUGACGCUUUUAACGGUGUAUGGGUAGUGCAGUCUGAAGUAUUUGUUAAAACAUUUGCAUUGUAAGCCUAGAGAAAGAAAAAGACAUCUAUUGGUGGGGAUAACAAAAAAUGCCUUCCUGCCUUCUAUAUUCAGCUCUGGAAUAGCUCUUAAAUGGUCUGCAUAUUGUAUCAUAUAGAAACACAAAGAUUAAGUUUUCAUCUAAUAAGUAAAAAAUGAAAAAUAGAAAUGCUCUAGCUUAUAUUGCUUUUUAUUACGAAGUAUUUUCACAAGAUUUUAUUGAUAUUCACAUGUAAAGUAAAUAACAAACCUGGUGGGACCUUGGAAACGAAUUCAGUAUACCAGGUAGAUAUGAUUUGUUUUAAUACAAUAGUUUGAACCUAAUGUAAAAUUAUUGCCAGGGUACAAAAAGGCGAUUUCAUUAAAACAAUUUGCAUUUAGCAUGUUUGUGUACCGAGUGUUUUGUACUAAGGAACCAGCACGAAUGUCGAACAGACUGAUGAAUGAACGGUCUGAAAGCAGUAGAAUUUUUUACUGCUCAUACUAACCAUAGACUAGAAAAAAAAAUCUAUUCUGGUUGUUCAAUUGUUUUAUGGUAUGACACCUUGGUUUGGAAAAACUUGCAAAAAAAAAUAAAACAAUAGUUUGGUCUGUUUAAUGUUAUUAGUUGAAAUGAUGGCAUCCUAAUGUGUUAAUAUAAGUACCGUUCGUCAAUAUAUGAAGUAGAAAUAGAUUGAUUCAAUCUUGGUCAGUGGAGUAUUGUAUGACAAUACAAUAAACAUAGUUAUAAAGCAACAUGUGAAGAUCAUUGAAAUCCUACUUUUGUUUUGAGCUCCUGGCCCCAGUGUCACUGAACGUCAUAACUUUGUAGAAACUUAUUUACUUUACUAAAAAAAAAAAAUAUCGCAUUAACAAUCAAAUUUAUCCUCUGGUUCAAGUCAAAGUUUAUUUUAAAACAUAAACAUUUUUCUAUUUAACAUGAGAUAACAUUACCUAUAGAUUAAUCUUGAGAAUUGAGAACGUUCUUAAAAUUGUGGGAGUUUUGUGGUUCUGGGGUCUGGUUAUUUAAACUUUUUAAUAAUCUUGUUUUAGAUGUUUUGUUAUUGGUGGCAUUUGUGUGAAGAAAUAUCAACAGCGGUGACAAACAGUUUUGUUGGAAUGUGAUAUACCUGUAAAUCAAACCUGUAAUGUUCCUUUAUUUUGUACAUAGAUUGUAUGGAAGUCGGUACGUGUACAGCUAUACCAAACAAGGGCUUUUCCUGAUGUGAAUAUUGGGGAGGCACUUGCAAUGAAUUUGUUGCCGAUAGGUCUAAAAUAUAAAUUUGGUCCCAGAAAAUAGCAGUUUUCUCUACCCACCACAUAUUUAAUUUGUGAAAUAGCCCUCAACAAGAAGACGCAUUCAGGUAUAUACGUGCAACACUUUAUAUCAGUUACACCAUGUUCUUUAUCUUGUCAGCUGUUGUACCAAGAUAUAAAAUGAAUUAAAUCAUCUGUAAUUCUA
Messenger RNA from Mizuhopecten yessoensis (Yesso scallop), 5206 nucleotides. RefSeq names its product adenylosuccinate synthetase-like. Gene Ontology annotation, biological process: IMP metabolic process; 'de novo' AMP biosynthetic process. Gene Ontology annotation, cellular component: cytoplasm. Bases 80 to 1450 code for a protein of 456 amino acids. The record is from RefSeq and is a predicted model, not a curated record. Lineage: Eukaryota; Metazoa; Mollusca; Bivalvia; Pectinida; Pectinidae. Gene Ontology annotation, molecular function: adenylosuccinate synthase activity; GTP binding. The transcript is spliced from 13 exons.